AUGUCCGAAUGGUUCUGCCUCAGAAGGCAACUGCCAGUUGUCGAAACAAACGACACUGAAAAGGCGUACGGCAAUGCUCUUGGAAUCGACCCGGAGAAGGGUACAACGUCUUUCGAUCAGCGGAUCAGAAAGGAGUAUCGACUCCACACGAUACAAUAUUGGUUUGUGGCUUCUCUGGCAAAUGGACUCCUCUGGAUGCAGAUCAUCAUCGGGGCUGCGUUGACUGCGCUUGGAGCUAUCCGGACAUCCGAGUCUCAAACAGCAACAAUAUACCUGGGCGCAGCAAGCACCAUUACAGCUGGGCUUUUGACAUACUUCAAGUCCCGUAAUCAGCCAAAUCGUUCUCGACAGCUUCGUCAGGCUCUCAGGGGGGUGCGGAACAUGAUGGACGAUCAGUCUCGCGGCAUGGCUGGCUUGACGCCUGAAGAAGCAAAGGACGCAGCUCGGAGGAUCAUAAAGCAAUACAACGAGGCUCUAGCUGAGGCUGCCACCAACUAUCCAGAUCUGUGGAUGAGUCUCGGGCAGUUGCGCAAAUUCCUGCCUGGUGGUGAUCCAGAGGACAAGGAGGACGAUGAUCAACUAAGAGUGAACAAGCUAAGUGGAACGAAGCCAAAUGAGCAUGGCACGGGUUCACCAACUUCUCCAGCGGCGCCAGCAAAGCAACACGGAAGCCAGCCAAGGUUGCCUGAGACGCAAACAAAGCCGAAAGACAGUACUACACAGAGUAAAUCAACAAGUUCCAAUACACAGGCCCCACCAGCGCCGCGAUCGAAUCCAGACACCUUAGCCAACCCGGAUGCAAAACUCGCCGAGAAGCAGAUUGAUAUUGAUGAAAACUUCUCGCCGGCGGACGAGGGGUUACCAGAGAAGAUCGACCGCGACACUGCUGUCGUCACUCCUGCAGUAGACGUAGCGAAGGCGCCAGCUCCCACAAUGCAAGUGCCUCAUAUGCAUGACAGAGGUCCCGUGGGAGUUAGAAGGGUCGGUGGUAUGGUAUUGUUAGAGUAG
Messenger RNA from Boeremia exigua, 1008 nucleotides. RefSeq lists its product as uncharacterized. The coding region runs from base 1 to 1008 and encodes 335 amino acids. The transcript has 4 exons. The record is from RefSeq and is a predicted model, not a curated record. Lineage: Eukaryota; Fungi; Ascomycota; Dothideomycetes; Pleosporales; Didymellaceae.